UGGUCAGCGGCCAAGGAAGAUGAGUUUCGGUGCGUGAAAAAAGAGUGUAUCAAUAUAAUUGUUGUUAACCCACUGCCAAGAAGCGGUCGAAACCCAAGGCGGAAAGCAAACAAUCAAGCAUUCGAAAAAUGUUUAACUUUUUCAAACGUUCAAAGUCGCAAAAAUCAAAACAAAAACAAGAUCGAACGCAACAAUCGCAGCAACCCGAUGCAGCGAAGUCGGCUGCCUUGGGCGCGUGCGUACCGAAUUCGGAGGAGACGCCGCACCCGUCACCGCCUCCUAUGCAGCUCGAUCAAGAUGCCAGCACGGUAAGUCCCACGAUGGCGUCGUCGUCGUCGUCGUGCAGCGGAAAUGGCGGAGAGGGCGAAAGUGUUAAAAAUAAGCAGCAUUCACCGCCAACUGCGGCCAGCAUCCUCACCAGUCCGAAUGAUAUAAUCCGCGAGAACGGUCGUUCGUUUGGUGUAGAGGACGACGACGGUGACGACGGUAGCGUGAUCGAGUUCGCGGACGAAGGAGAGACCGACGACGACGACAACGACGAAGAAGCGAUCAAUGAGUGCGAGGAUCCUCGAGUGUCACGAAGACAACGGGGGGAGCAAUCAACUAGUAUCAAUCAAAGCGCGAACCUGCUCGAAAGUACAAUGGCAAAGGGGAAAAACAAAAGACGCUACCAGGGCGGAAAGAACGUCCAGCAGAAUCAGCAACAGCAGCAGCAACAUCAAGGCCAGAAACAGUCUACUAAGGAUAACCACCUGCUCGAACUGAAGCAAGCGUGCAAUGUCACCGCCGAAAAGAUCAAUCUAGAAGGCGACACAAAGCAACCCGUUACCGUGGUGACCGCGAACGUUGUGACACAGUCUGCUGAGAAUGUGGUCAAAGUACACGAAAGUGAUGAUAGCAAAGUUAAUCACGGUGAGCAUAACUCCAAGCCAGAAGAGCCGAAGGUGAAGAUCGUUAACCAGAAUACUGCUGCUCCGUGUGUUCUCACGGCCGGUGACGUCAAUGGGAAAAACGCCGAAGAUCACGAGGAUAAAAAUAGCAUCGUGCCACACUCGGAAACGGUCAACAACAAGCCCUCGUUGGCCGAAGAUCGUGAAACUCCUGGUGACGCCGGUGUGAGUGAGAAUCCGACGCUGCAGACUGUGACGUCACCGAUUCCGUUAACCCAGACAGACACGACGCUCGACGUUGUUGGCGGCAAUGAAUUAUUAAACAGCAGUUUAGUGGCAGAACCGUGUCCCACCGCGGAACUUCAUUCAUCGACCGACACUGAAUCUCACGAGAUUAAAGAUGGUCCACGCGAACCGACGGCCAGUAGUGAAACCGUAACUAGCGAACACGUAACAUCGAGUAACGAGGAAAUGGGCCAACAGCCAAGCAAACCCAGUGAACCAUCGAACAAUAACUGCCGACGAUCAAUUACUCCAAAUCGUCAAUCGCCGCCUACUCUGGUAAUCCAGCAACCCCCGCAACAGCAGCCGCACCUGACGGUGCCGGCUAAAAUCGAGGAUGCUGCUCGGGACGAUAUUAGCGACGAUCGAGAUGUCUUCUACGAAGCCAAGGAGUCGCUAUCUCCCGGUACACCCGCAGCUACAGCCGCCUCCUUGGAUCAGACAGAACCGCUGCAAGCUGCCAUCCAAGCAACCACCAAAGAAGCCUCACCACUCAAGGCCAUCAUUGUUUCGCCUAAUCAAAGUGAGCCGCGAGCUAGUCCAAAAAAGCGAGUAGUGUUCAGUGAGCAACUCAUCCUCGAAGGCAAUCCCUUACAGGAAUUCGACUUAUGCAACAGCAGUAGUGCUAGCAGCAGUGCCAACAGCAGUACCGAAUCCCUCCCAAACGCGUUAAAUUUAGAAGCACCGAGUUAUGAGGAACAUCUUGUGCAAAAAAAUGCUGACCGAAUGCAAACGGAAGCUUCACCCGGUUCGCUUGUGAAUAACAAUAAUCACAAAAACAGUGUCAACAUAGUGCUCAGUGUCUGUAACGAUCCACCCAAUGCAUUUAACAGUGAUAACAGUGGCAUUUCUCCCAGUGUUCCCCCUCCCCCAGCGGAGAUCAUUGCUACCAAGCCCCCCAAUCUAAUCGAGUUCAAAUACAACUCAAGUGAUGACUCCAGUGCAACAAAGCUCCAAAACGGUCACCACAAGGAAGCCGAAAAGGAAGAAUCGAAACGUCGAUCCCAGUCGCUGCCCAUCCUCGGCAAUGGGCCUACUUUGAUCGCUGAGGACACCAUCAGCCUGCCGGAUGUGGUCCAACCCAGCAACGCCGACAAGGCAACCAAGCCCUUCAACACAGUUGAUAAACUCAACAGUGAAAUGAAGGAGCUCGUCAAUCAGGAAUCGCGCUACAGUGCAAAGCUCGAAGAUGCCGAGAAGAGAGCCAGUGAGGCUGAGACCAAGGUGUUCGAACUGCGGCGACGGCUGGACGAUGUGGAACGGGACGCGUCGUUGAAGGAAUGCAACAUUGAACGUCUCAAGGCGGAACUGGACGCAGCAUGCAGGGAGUGCGAGGGUAUCCGGGGACGGUUGCGAACGCAAGACGCCGAGAUAGACUCACUAAGACUGAAGUCCUCCAACCAGGAGGAUGAGCUAAAUCUUAAGUAUCAAAAUCUAGAGGUAGAAAUGCUAGAGUUAACGGAAAAGCUGAAGGACACCCGCCAGAUGGCGAACGAGCUGAACGUUCAGCUUGGGGAAGCUAAAGCCGAAGCGGAGACACUUCGGCUGGAGAAGGAGAAAUUACAGGAAGAACGUGCCGAAGAGCAGAAGAUUAUCAAGGAAGCGCUGGAGUUGGCGCUGAAGGAGCGUUCUCAGGUUGAGGCCAAGUGGAAAUGUGAUUUUGAACAGCUGCGGACGCACCACUCGGACCGGGAGGAACACCUCAUGGAAGACUGCGAGUGGAAGCUCCGAUCGAUGCAGAAGAACUGCAAGGAGAAGCUCGAAGCGGUGGAACGAGAGCGGAAGGCCGCAAUUGACAAAGCGACUCGGCUGGAGCAGGAAAACCGAAACAACAUGGCAGAGGCCAUUCGGCUGCGAUCGUUCGAGGGAGAGGCAACCAAGCUGCGUGGACUGACAAACGAUCAGAAGGAAACACUGACCGUGAUGACGCGCCAAAUCGAUCGGCUCAGGAACGAACUCGAGGACGCAAGCAACAAACUGGAAGCGGAAAUCGUCAAAGCCCAGCAACUAAAAACCCGCUGUGAAUACCAAAUAUGCGAGAAGGAACGCGAAGCCCUGAACCGGAUAGAGAUCGCCCGCGGUGAGAUCGCGAUGCAGUGGGAGGAUCGCCUGCUGCACGAGAUGAACCGGCUUCGGGUCGAGAUGGAACAGACCAACCUCGAGGAUCGCCUGUCCGCCAUCAACCGGUUCAAGCGGGAAGCGUUGCAGGAAACUGAAGAGCUAACGCAAAAGUUCAACAUGCGCGAGAAGCAACUGAAGGAAGAGAUCGAGUCCCUCAAGAAGACCAUCGAGCGUCAGAAGCAAGCAAUGGAAGACGCACAAUCCGAAGCGGACACCAAGCUGAUGCAGUCGCGGAUGUUCGUCGAUCGACGGGAGCGAGAGCUGGAAGAAGUUCUGGUCCGUGAAACUACGCAGAGAGAUCAAAUUAUUGCUGAACUGAAGGAGCAGCACGAGAAGGAGAAGCGCGACAUGGAGCAGCACUUUAGCCUCCGGAUACAGCAGGUGCAAGAAGAGUUUGAGCGCGAACUGUCCGACGCGACGGAAAUGCUCAAGGUGUCACACAAAAAGGAACUGGAAAAACAAUGGAAACAACUGGUGAGCGAAAAGGAAGAAGCACUCCAACUGAUGGAAAGUCGACAACGAACACGGCUCGAGGAAGCUGAAAAUAAAAUCAGAGAGCUCACGAUCGACCAUCAGCGGACCCUGAAGGAUCUGCAGGAGGAGCGCAUCUUCGAAAGCCGAAGCAUGGAGACGCGCGACGCCAAAAAUAGCCAGGAAAUCCAAACCCUGCAUAAAAAGUGCCGAAUCUUAACGAACCUCUUCGAGGAAAUGCGAAUGCGAUACGAACGCCGUGAGCCCCGGCAGGAAGAUUUGCAGCAAAUCGAGGAACUGAAAAGCGUGAUCGAGUCCCAGGAUCGGGACUUGCGCUUGCUCACCGAGCGAUUCCGUGAGAUGCAACUGCAGGAACGUGAACUGCUUCAACAGCAGCAGCAGCAGCAGCAGUUGCAGCCUCCGCCACAACCUCCCCGAAGAGCCAAGAAUCGUAACAACAAGCCUCAACCACAACAGCAGCAGCAGCAAAUGAUCGUGGAAGAUUGCGAGCCGAUUCCGGUUCCGAUCGUGUGCGACGUGAUCUACGAAGAGAACGAAGCCGAACUCAUCCAGGAGGAGCAGGAAGGAAAGCAUGUCGUUGUGGACCUGCCCGAAUCGGAGAUCCAGACCGAAACCAAGCAGGUUCACUCGACGGAGCCGGUGAUCGUGCAGUCGGAGGUUCCUCAGCAAGCUGAAGCCACUCCCGUGAUAGCGAUCGAGCAAAUUCCGGAAUCGACUGCCCAGCAGCAGCAGGUUCCAGCGGUGGCCGUCCAGGCACCCAUGAUCACGAUCACCGAGGAGGAGGGCGGCAGUGCCGAACCGGCCUCGGAGGUGGACAUUUGCGAAGUGACGGUGGAACUGCCCGUCAAGCAGCCCGCAAAGAUCCCCCCGGCGGAACCGAUCAACCCACAAAAAGUACAAAACAUGCCCGAGAUGAUUGUGGUUCGCGUUCCGGAUGUGGCGGCGGCGGCGACUGCUGCUGCGGAAGCGAUCGUGUCUGCGCCGGGACCACGUUCCUCAUCGACGUAGAACCAUUUUCGUAAUCUUUUAACCACUGUUUCCGUGUCUAUUACUAUUGUUUUCCUAUUUAUUUAAUUAUCUUGUAGAGCCUGUUUAGAGCACGUUUUAUUUCACAGCCUGCUGAUUGCCACAAUAAAAUAAACUGAUCAAAGCUGGCGUAGAUCUACUCAGUCAUUAUUAUCUCAUAUACAUCAUCGGCUAGUUAUGAUACUAUAUGAUCAACGAAAAAUGCGAGCUGUACUGUACCAAAGAUGCUGCAAUAAAGAAACAUGUCAGUGAUAAA
This is a messenger RNA of Culex pipiens pallens (northern house mosquito), 5067 nucleotides long. Its product is annotated as trichohyalin-like. The coding region runs from base 129 to 4793 and encodes 1554 amino acids. Lineage: Eukaryota; Metazoa; Arthropoda; Insecta; Diptera; Culicidae. The record is from RefSeq and is a predicted model, not a curated record. The transcript has 10 exons.